This is a messenger RNA of Echinops telfairi (small Madagascar hedgehog), 5103 nucleotides long. It is a transcript of the gene HOMER1, whose product is annotated as homer scaffold protein 1. NCBI's taxonomy places the organism in Eukaryota, Metazoa, Chordata, Mammalia, Afrosoricida, Tenrecidae. Gene Ontology annotation, biological process: G protein-coupled glutamate receptor signaling pathway; regulation of store-operated calcium entry. The transcript is spliced from 9 exons. The record is from RefSeq and is a predicted model, not a curated record. The coding region runs from base 1259 to 2323 and encodes 354 amino acids. Gene Ontology annotation, cellular component: dendrite; postsynaptic density; cytoplasm. Gene Ontology annotation, molecular function: G protein-coupled glutamate receptor binding.
CGGGCGGUGAUGGAGGUGUGAGGCGGCCGCGGCGGCAGCAGGGCUGCUCGGGGAAUGUGAGGCGGCGCGUGGCGGCAGUGCGGAGCGAGUGAGGCGCGGAGCAGGGGUGGGGGCGCUGGAGCAGCGGCUCUCCCGCGGCUUGGAGCCCCGAUCCUUUGGCCCCGACCCCGUGUCAGCACCCGUCGACCCUUCAGCCCCCUCGGCUGCCGCCGCCGCCGCGCGGCCCGCCCCGGAGCUGGGGGCAGGGGGCCGUUGGAAGCGUGGAGCUCGGCGCUCUGAUUCAUUCAUUCCCUGCCGACGGGAGCCUCGGCCCCGCUGUGCUCCGCGAAGAGAGGGGGGAAAGAGAGGGCAGCCGCGGAUGAAGGGCCGGGCGCGCGCCGGGCUCCAUUGUGCUCGGCAGCGCGGGGCGGGAAGGGGCUGAGGGAGGUGGGAUCGGGCCCCCUCUCCCUGCGCCCCUGCGAGCGCGGCGCCCCCCAGCCUGCUGCCAGCCUGGAAAUGGCUCCGUUGAUGCUCUUCGGGGGGAUGAGUCGAUCCUGCCCUGUCUUCUCUGCCUCCUGCCCGCCUCCUCUCCGCUGAGUCUUAGGAGGGGCAACAUUCAAAAAGACAAGAGUCCAAUGUGGAGCGCCGUGCACGUCGCGAGCUGCCGGGUUAGCACUUCGAGGAGGUUUUUCGCUCUCCAUUUUUUCCUGAUGAAUGUGAACCUAGGGAAGCAGUGGCAUUCCCGCUUGUAGGAUUCUUCUCCCGCAGGGAAUCUGGAAAGCGCACGUCGCGUUGGGUUGCAUGCUCCACCCCCAGGGACUCGGCGUGGAGAAAUUUGAACCCGUAGCCUUAGUAGCACCGGAACGGCGCCGAGUUACCUGGCGCUCCCCGAGGGUCGAGGAGGACAUGUGCGAACCAACCAGGCAACUCCCUUUUUUAUAAGACUCAGAAGCCGGACUCUGCGUUUUCCUACACGUAGACUCAUUUUUGCAAUCGAAGUGACCGCUGUCUCCUCCGCGCCGCAUUUUAACUCUUAAAAAAAAAAACAACAAAGAAGCAAAUGCCACCUCACUUAGUUUGAACGUUUUUUUUUGUUUUUGAUAUUUACAAGAGCAAGCAUUUUACUGAAGGAAACCGUCAGCAUCGUUGAAAUACCUCCGGAAAAGGACCUCGGGGGGUGGAAAAGCAACUGCGAAAUAGCAGACGGCGAGAUUCCUUUCGGAGUGAUUCCGUAGUAGCUAAAGAGCCGAAACUUCCGAGCAAGUUUUCAUUGGGCAAAAUGGGGGAACAACCCAUCUUCAGCACUCGAGCUCAUGUCUUCCAGAUUGACCCAAACACAAAGAAGAACUGGGUACCCACCAGCAAGCACGCAGUUACUGUGUCUUAUUUCUAUGACAGCACAAGAAAUGUGUAUAGGAUAAUCAGUUUAGAUGGCUCAAAGGCAAUAAUAAACAGCACCAUCACCCCAAACAUGACAUUUACUAAGACAUCUCAGAAGUUUGGGCAAUGGGCCGAUAGCCGGGCAAACACUGUUUAUGGGCUGGGAUUCUCCUCUGAGCAUCAUCUUUCAAAAUUUGCAGAAAAGUUUCAGGAAUUUAAAGAAGCUGCUCGACUAGCAAAGGAGAAAUCACAAGAAAAGAUGGAACUCACGAGCACACCUUCACAGGAAUCAGCAGGAGGGGAUCUUCAGUCUCCUUUGACACCAGAAAGUAUCAAUGGGACGGAUGAUGAAAGAACACCUGACGUGACUCAGAACUCAGAGCCAAGGGCUGAACCAACUCAGAAUGCAUUGCCAUUUUCACAUAGUUCAGCCAUCAGCAAACACUGGGAGGCUGAACUGGCUACCCUCAAAGGAAAUAAUGCCAAACUCACUGCAGCCCUGUUGGAGUCCACUGCCAAUGUGAAACAAUGGAAACAGCAGCUUGCUGCAUAUCAGGAGGAAGCAGAACGCCUGCACAAGCGAGUGACUGAGCUAGAAUGUGUCAGUAGCCAAGCAAAUGCAGUGCAUACCCAUAAGACAGAAUUGAAUCAGACAAUACAAGAAUUGGAAGAAACACUGAAAGUUAAGGAAGAGGAAAUAGAAAGAUUAAAACAAGAAAUUGAUAAUGCUAGAGAACUACAAGAACAAAGGGAUUCUUUGACUCAGAAAUUACAGGAAGUAGAAAUUCGGAACAAAGACCUGGAGGGACAACUGUCCGAUUUAGAACAACGUCUGGAGAAAAGUCAGAACGAACAAGAAGCUUUUCGUAAUAACCUGAAGACACUUUUAGAAAUUCUUGACGGAAAGAUAUUUGAACUAACAGAAUUACGAGAUAAUUUGGCCAAGCUACUAGAAUGCAGCUAAGGAAAGUAACAUUUCAGUGCCAAUAGAUGAAAAGAUACACUGUCUCUCUACGUAGUACUGUUUGGGCUGUGCAUCAAGAUUGCACACACACACACACACACACACACACACACACAAUUGAAUAUGACUCCUCCAGGAGGAGGACCUUUUGAAGAUUGGAAUUAUAUAUUUCAGUGUAAAAUUUAGAAUUCUGCUUGUAGCUAGUUGGGGCGAAAAAAAAAAAAGAGAUGAAAAACUUGAACUACAAAUUACCUCCUUGUAUAUUAUUGGCCAUAGUUAACUAGAAAGUUAUAAAUAGACAAUUAAUGCAAUCUUUUUAUUUUCUUCUGAUAUUAGCCAAUGGGAGAAUUAACAAUGUCUGGGUCUCAUCCCCUUAUUGUGUUGAACACAGUGAAGGUUAUCUGCUUUUUCAAUUAAUUUAUUUACGAUAUCUAGAGCUGUGUUUUUGUGCAAAAACUUAGUGACGAAAGCCCUGUCUUUUGUUGUAAUCUGAAUAAUUUCUCAGGAUAUUUUUGCACUGCUGAGAAGCAGUGCCAUUACCAAUUAAUUCUUGCCAGGAGUGAGAGAGAGCUGCAUCUUUAAUUGAAACAUACUUAUUACAACUGCGCGUAUAGAAUUCUUCCCUUUUUUUAUACUGGAAGAUAAUUUACUCUGGUGACCACUCUGGUACACUCUGGUGUUCUCCAAUUUUGUCCACUGUAGAGUUUAGUUUUCCAUAGUGAUUCCAUGUAUUUACGAGAAGAUAUUGUCUCCCAUUUUAUUACACCUUUUAAAGCCAACAAAUGAAGGCAGCUGAGCCCCUCAGAAAUUUUUCUUUUUAAAUUUCUAAUAAAUUUGACACAGAACUGAACUACAGCAGCCCAUCGUUGGCUGUCUGGCCUAGCAAUGCUAAGUAUAUUUACAGAAUAUGCAGUUACAUUUAUUUAUAUAUUUUGCAAGAAAUCUUUUCUGAAUGAUCAAUGCAUUUCAAUUUAAGAAUAAUAAUGGUUAUUGGGAAACUGUUUAUUAUAGAUCAUUUUAAGGUGUAUAGCUCUUUUCAAAGGAAUCCAUUUACAUCAAACAGCCGAUCCGAGGACUGUGUCUGAAUUGUGAUCGUGGGAGAUGGAGAUGGAGACGUGUACUCUGCCUGGGUCUUCACAUCAACCACAUCUGUAUUCACACCACACAAGGCAAUAUUCUGAACUGCUAACUAGGCAUAUUUCACAACGGGAGUCAAAUACAAUUGGUUCUUCUCACUGAACAGGUUUUAAUGUUGUUUUGAUGUAAUUUUAAGAGACUUUUAGCAAACAUGCAUUUCUUUAUAUAAUAUAUUUCUUUUAAGAAGCUAUUUUACAAGUAAGCCAAGUGCUGUCUAGUCUGCUUAUGGAAUAGGAAUUGCAUCAGAGUACAUAUAUUCUUGCUGUACAAUGCCUGUGAUGUUGAGGAGGGUUCUUUUUUAAAGUGUAUGCUUGGGUAUCAGACUCUAUGGAGUCUACAAAUGCACUGACCUUUUUUGUUUGUACCCCCAAAUGAUUGAAUUGUUAAGUACAAAAUUAAGCUAAUGAAGUCUAUUUGUAACCAUUUUUUCACUCAACAAACAGCUUACUCGACACUAGACAAUUUUGUUUUAUAUGUAUGUGUAUGUACGUAAAUACAUACAUAUUAAUUUCUAUUAGAGUGAAAAAUAAAUGGUUUGUUUCUAACGUGAGUUUUCAGAAACCUCUGAAAAUUUUCUAUCAAGCCACUCGAUCAUCAUGUAUUAUAUGUGCUGUAACAUCAUGGUAAGGAUAAUUUUCUCACCUACUUGUUAUAGGAAGAAGAGAUUUAGGUAUAUAUGCUCAGAGCUGAGGUAUAUCUCUGAUAAAUCAGGUAAUGAAAUUUAUUUGAUUGAUGGGAUUUUGAAGUAAGACGUGAUUUUAUCCAUCAGUUUCUGAGUAACAAAGAACACCAGGUUUUUAAUUUUAAAAAAAGGGACUUUAACACUAGGGGUCAGGGAAUUUAGUUAUGAAGAAUUAAAGAUUAAAACCAACAACAGUGUAAGCUGUUGAAAUGGUAAGUGAAUUAUUUUAAUGAUGUAAUACAAUAUUUUUAAAGUUUGACAUAGAUGUCAUUUAAUGGGAAAAUAAUUCAUCCAAAUGUCUCUGCUUGGAGUGUAUCGAUAUGUGAGACAUAUGUGUAAUUCAAUAUAUACAUAUACCGAUAUGUAUAUACGGAAAAUUAUUUUUAAUAUUUUCCUACUGAUAUGAAAUUUAAAAUUGGAAAUUUUGUGAGUUUUUUUCCUUGUCCAAUAGAGGAUAAUUGUUUCUCUUUUUAGUGACUUAACACUUUCUUGAGGGCUGCACCUUUUAAUUCCCAGAUUGUCAUUAUACAUGUAUAGUGUAUGGGAUAAGGUGGACACAAGUGCACAUAUAAAUAAAAUCUUCUGAUUAAAAAAUAUUUUCAACAUUCAUUUACAGUAGGAGAGCAUUUAGGCAUCAUCAUCAUCAUCUACAAGUCAGAAUUAGGUUGUGUGCCUACUGCAGUGUUUUCCGUUUCUGUAUUAUAUAAAUAAACGUUUGCAUAUUAAAAUUUGAUUUUCCCAGAGACAAGUAUUAUGUAAUGUAUCUAUAUUUAGAUCAAACUGUGGUAAUAUCCUUAUCUGAAAAUAAUGUUGGGGACUAUGCCCUGAGCUUGUGAACCUGAAGUAACACAGAAGGAGAGGGCAGAGAUUGACCCAUUGUGUACAAAGUUAUCAAACCCAUGAAUUAUUGUACAAAAAAAAAACCCUGAAAAACAAAAUACAGUUUUUAUUUUGAAAUACA